Molecule: messenger RNA, 981 nt
Organism: Mustela erminea (ermine)
Lineage: Eukaryota; Metazoa; Chordata; Mammalia; Carnivora; Mustelidae
Gene: TAAR2
Product: trace amine associated receptor 2
Exons: 1
Coding region: 61-981 (306 amino acids)
Biological process (GO): G protein-coupled receptor signaling pathway
Cellular component (GO): membrane
Molecular function (GO): trace-amine receptor activity
Source: RefSeq, a predicted model, not a curated record
UCUGCAUAUGGAAAUGGAUCUUGCCCAGAAAAUCAAAGAUCACUGGGUGUCCGAGCAGCUAUGUAUUCAUUUAUGGCAGGAGCCAUAUUCAUCACGGUGUUUGGCAACCUUGCCAUAAUCAUUUCCAUUUCCUACUUCAAGCAGCUUCACACACCAACCAACUUCCUCAUCCUCUCCAUGGCAGUCACUGAUUUCCUCCUGGGGCUCAUCAUCAUGCCUUACAGUAUGGUCAGAUCAGUGGAGACUUGCUGGUAUUUUGGGCUUACAUUUUGCAAGAUUCAUUAUAGUUUUGACCUAAUGCUUAGCAUAACGUCCAUUUUCCAUCUUUGCUCAGUGGCCAUUGAUAGAUUUUAUGCUAUCUGUUACCCUUUACGUUAUUCCACAAAAAUAACGAUUCCCCUCAUUAAGCGGUUGCUACUUCUCUGUUGGUCUGUCCCUGGAGCAUUUGCUUUUGGGGUGGUCUUCUCUGAGGCCUAUGCUGAUGGGAUAGAAGGCUAUGACAUCUUGGUGGCUUGUUCCAGUUCCUGUCCAGUGAUGUUCAAUAAGCUAUGGGGGACCACCUUGUUUAUGGCGGGUUUCUUCACUCCAGGGUCUGUGAUGGUGGGGAUUUAUGGCAAGAUUUUUGCAGUGUCAAGAAAACAUGCUCGUGCAAUCAAUAAUUUGCCAGAAAAUCAAAAUAACCAAAUGAGGAAAGACAAAAAAGCUGCCAAAACUUUAGGAAUAGUGAUGGGUGUUUUCUUAUUAUGUUGGUUUCCCUGCUUCUUCACAAUUUUAUUGGAUCCCUUUUUGGACUUCUCUACUCCUGUGGUUUUGUUUGAUGCUUUGACAUGGUUUGGCUAUUUUAACUCCACGUGUAAUCCCUUAAUAUAUGGUUUCUUCUAUCCCUGGUUUCGCAGAGCACUGAAGUAUAUUUUACUAGGGAAAAUUUGCAGCUCACAUUUCCAUAAUACUAAUUUGUUUACUCAAAAAGAAACUGAAUAG